AUGUCUAAACCUUCUGACUAUUUUAUGAUUGGACGUAGUGGUACAGAUGGAUUGCUGGGAGUUAUAGGCACUGAAGGUGACCCAGGUGACAUUGGUUUCCGAGGACCUCCGGGGAAACCAGGUCCUCCAGGUAGUGCUGGAAGAACACCGGGUUUGCAAGGGAGUCAGGGACUACCUGGACCAAAGGGCGCUGGAGGACCCAAAGGGAAACCAGGACCCACUGGGCUGAUAGGACCAAAGGGGAUUCUGGGUCUUCAAGGUGAAAAGGGAGAUGUUGGACUAAAGGGACCAAAGGGCCAUGUUGGUAUUAGAGGAUUGCAAGGGCCCAGCGGACCACCAGGAGAAAAGGGAAAGCAAGGUGCUCCAGGGUUCAAGGGACGGCCUGGACCUCAAGGCAUGCAGGGUGAAGCUGGUGCUCGUGGGCCUCCUGGUGGCAAAGUAUUCCCUGGUUUACCUUGUCCAACUGGAAGGAAGGGUAUGAAAGGAGUUCAGGGAAUAUCAGGACAGAAAGGUGUGAAAGGUCGGAGAGGACUUUCUGUAAAACCAAGUAUUCCCGUCCAGCAGAUACCAGGGCAUCAUACUCCACCUCAUGCUCCAAGAAGAGGAUCACAAAAUGUUGGUACAAACUCAAGCAGUCAACCUUGGUUUGUUGAGAACUGA
Molecule: messenger RNA, 660 nt
Organism: Sinocyclocheilus grahami
Lineage: Eukaryota; Metazoa; Chordata; Actinopteri; Cypriniformes; Cyprinidae
Product: macrophage receptor MARCO-like
Exons: 12
Coding region: 1-660 (219 amino acids)
Biological process (GO): extracellular matrix organization
Molecular function (GO): extracellular matrix structural constituent conferring tensile strength
Source: RefSeq, a predicted model, not a curated record